AUGUCGGUUCCAGCACUGGCGCAGCUGAAGAAUGCGGAUGGGUAUGAAGAUGUGGCAGCAAGGGUGAAGCCUUCUGCAGAAGCUGCAUGGGACAUUCCCAGCGGCAGUUUGGUGGAGUUGGUUGAGGAAUGGGUGGAAUGCGAGUUUGGCAAGCUGAAAGGAUUCAUCAAAGGAAAGAACUUGCCAGCGGUGGCCUCCAGCAGCCCAGGUGACUUGCUGGAGGUGCGGGAUAGCUACGCAGGCAACACGGAGACCUGCAUGCGCCGGCAUUGCGAGCAGGAUGCCUCCAAAGGCAACGUGGUCUGCUUCGUCCCCAAUGGCCCAAAGGCCGUGAAGCUUGUGGAAAGGUGGGUGGAGUGCAGGUGGCGCGGUCACAAGAACUUCGUCAAAGCAAGGCAUGUUCAGCCAGCUCCUGCUGGGACCGCGCUCGACAGUGACGAUGCCCUGCCGGCGGCCAAAGGCCGUGGCGGCUCCCCAGGCAAAGCCAGGGGAAGUGCAUCCGCCGCGAUGGAGCCACCUGCCAAGAAAGCAAAGACAGGUGCGGCCAAGCGACCGCCCUGCAAGUAUGGGGCUGGCUGCUAUCAGAAGAACCCUCUUCACCGUGCGAAGUUCUCGCACCCAGGAGACCCUGACUUCAAGAGUGAUGGGCCUCCUGAGAUGCCUCCCGAAGCAGCCAAGUCAUCAGAUGACGUGGAGAUGGCACCUGCCAGUGCAAGCAGUGCUGCAGCAAGCUCAGAUGGUGCUAGCGGAAGCGGCGCAGCCAAACCAGAUGCCCCGCCCGAAGGCAAGCCGGCGGAACCCGAUGCGGACAUGCCAGAUGCAGAGGCAGCCGCACCAGCUUCACCAGCUGGGAAGGAGAAAGCCGAAGCUUCGCCCCCUGCGGUGCCUCCUGCCGCUCCUGCUGAGCCCCCUCCUGCACCCCCUCCGGCCGCGCCUCCGGCUCCGGCGGCAGCGCCUCCGGCGGCUGCGCCUGCGGCCGCGCCUCCUCCAGAAGGAGAAAGUCGUGAGUGCCAAUGCUGCUUUGAUGAUGUCCCGGCAACCGAAGGGAUUGUCUGCCCUAGCAAAGAGCACUUCUUCUGCAAAGCGUGCAUGGCCAAUUUCCUGACGGCCUUCAAGACCGCCGACUAUGCAGAUCAGAAGAAAGCCAAAGGAAGAGCUCUUUGCCCAAUGAAGGACUCCGAGACCCCAUUCGGCGAUUCGGUGCUGGCGGCCGUCGUGCCCCAGGACGUCUUCGACGAGUACCUGCAGAUAAGGAUCAAGGUCGCCGAGCAAAGCAUCCAGGAGCACUUUGAGAAAGAGAACACCGCCAAGAUCGAGGAGCUGAAAGACAAGCUUGCAAAAGCAACCGGCAGCAGUGAGCAACUGGAGUUGGACAAGCACCGCCUCAAGAUUAUUGACGACAUCUUUACCCUGAAGUGCCCGCGCUGCAAAAUGGCUUUCUUGGACUACGACAACUGUAGCGCCAUCACCUGUGCGGCCUGCAAAUGUGGCUUCUGCUCAUACUGCCUGGAGGACUGCGGGAAGGAUGCCCACCAGCACUUCUACAAGAAUGGCAGCAAGUGUCCCAAUGAAGGUGGUCCCCUCUUCAUUGCGUACAACUUGUGGCAAGAGUUCCAAAACAACCGCAAGGAGAGGUUGCUCUGCGAGUUCUUGGCCGGCUUGCCCGAAGACGUCCGCAAGAAGGUCGCUGACUUGGUGUCGCCCGAUGCCAAGGAUUUGGGCAUCAAGAUGCCCGAGGACCUCAGUGCGGCAAGCCUGGUGCCAGAGGCUCAUGGCUUUCAGCGGCUCAAGAUCACCGUGCCGCGGAGGCUCCGCCGGCUCUUGGUGGAUCUUAAAAAAGAGCUUCCUGAAAAGGUGGAGCUGACGGUGCCUGACCCGAAAGAGCAGGUCUCCACCAUGCACGUCUCGGCAGCGAUGAAGGCAAUCACUGCGGGCAAGCCAGCAGCUUUUGCCAAGAAGAACAUCGCUGCGCACCUUCCAGCAAGCCACAAGGUGAAGAUUGAUGACGAGUGGGUGCUCUGUCGAGGUCCGAAGAAGAGUGCUGUCGCACCUGGCUUCAUCAAAGCGAAGCACCUGAAGACCCUUCUGGGAAACAAGGGGAAGCUUGAAGAAGCCAAUGGGCAUGGAAGUGUCCUGGUCAGAGAGAAAGCUGUGCAGGAUGAGGAUGACAAUUCCUUGGGCUACUUGGAUGAUGGAACCGAUGUGGAGGUCAUGGGCCACUGGUACGAGUGCACCUGGGAAGGAGUCGGUCCAAGCAAGCGCGGAUUCGUCCAUGUCUCGGUGAUCCCCGACAAUGACAUCAGCAUGCGAGGUCCCACCGAGGAUUGCACCGAAGCCCUGAAGUUCCUUGAGGGCAAGCUCGGCAUCAAGAUUGAGACCCUCUCUCUAGGCGGUGGGAAGCCAAAAGCAGCUGCAAAAGCGAAGGCGAAAGCCAAAGGAAAAGCCAAAGCCAAAGCCAAAGCAGCUUGA
Messenger RNA from Symbiodinium natans, 2469 nucleotides. Lineage: Eukaryota; Dinophyceae; Suessiales; Symbiodiniaceae. The record is from the annotation of a GenBank genome assembly.